AUGUAUGUUUCUUUCUUCUCCUUAAUUUUUUGUUUUUAUGUUUCGUUUUCUAUUCUUUUCAUUACCUUAUUUACGAAAAAUUGCUUAUGCAUUGUAUUAAAAGAAAGAGAAGAAUCAUACAACAUAAUAUUAAAAAAGAAAAAAAGAACAAAACAAAACAAAACGAAAUAUUUUGUUUAUAAUUUUUUUAAAAAAAAUAAUGUUCAUCCAUAUUAUAAGAGCAUUCGAAUAUUACCCGGAAGCCCUUUCUUACCAUAUUGUGGAAAUGUAAAGGAUAAAAAAAAAAGAAAUAUAAAACUCAAGCAUAAUAAUAAUAAUAAUAAAUAUAAUAAAUAUAAUAUAUAUAAUAAAUGUAAUAUAUAUAAUUCUUAUGAUAAUCAAAAUGUCAAAACAAAAAAUGCACCACCAUAUAAUAACAUAAAAAAUCAACAUGAUCAUGUAGUAAGUGCAAGUAAUAAUCAUAUCAAUAUGAUGUCCAAUUUAUUAGAAAAAAAGAAAAAAAAAAAAAAAACUUUUUCAAAAAAAGAAAUGUUAAAUAUAAAGAAAAAAAAUGAUAAGCUCAAAUUCUUAAACACAAAACAAAAAAAAAAAUAUAUAUAUAAUAAAACAAAAGAUACACACAUGAAAUAUUUAAAAGAUAAUAAGAAAAGAAAUUCUCUUGGAGAAGAUAAACAAAAUAUACUCCUCAUAGAUAAACAAUUAAAGGAUACCGAAUAUAAAAGUAAUAUAGAACAACAAAAUCAAGAUAAUAAUCAUUCAUAUUUUGAAAAAAAAAAAAAAAAAAAAAAAAAAAAAAUUCAUAAAUUUAAAAGAAGUAAAAAACAAGAAAAUAUAUUAAACAUGUUCGAAAACAAUUUAAAUUAUUCAAUAGACAAGUUAAAUAAAAAAACUAAAAAAUAUGAAAUAUUUAAACAAAAAGAAAAUAUUAAAAGUGAUGUCCUACAAAAUGAAAUUCUAAAAAAGAUCCUUUCAAAAGAUACAAAAUCAAAAAAUAAGGAUGAUAAAAUAAAAAAUGAGAAUGAUAAAAUAAAAAAUAAGACUGAUAAAAGACAGAACAAAAUAAAAAUGCCUAUAAAUAAUAAUCAAAAUAUAUAUGAUAUAACUAAUAAUCAAAAUAUAUAUGAUAUAUCUAAUGAACAAAAUAAUAAAGAUCUUCAUAAUUGUCAUAAUGAUUAUCAACAUAUUCAUAAUAAAGAUCUUAAUAAUUGUCAUAAUGAUCAUCAACAUAUUCAUAAUAAAGAUCUUAAUAAUUGUCAUAAUGAUCAUCAACAUAUUCAUAAUAAAAAUAUUAUAACCGAACAUACAAAUGAUUUACAUAAUCAUAUAACAACAAAUGCUCAAGUUAAUAAUAAUCAACCCAUUAUCAAUAUACAACAAAUUUUUCAAGUCUCUAAAUCUGUUGAUAACUUUAGAAGACAAAUACAAAUAAAAUAUAAUAAACAAAACAAUGGAAACGAAAUAAAAAAAAGAUUACAACAAUAUGAUUGUAUAAUUGAUUUUAACGCAAAUACAAAUAUUAUCACACAAGGAGUCGCAGAAAAAGAAAAAAAAAAAAUUAACAAAAACUAUACAUUUUAUGAUGUAGGUAUAUAUGAUAACUUUAUUAACAUAUAUUUAAAAUAUAAUGAUAUUAAUUAUACUACCGAUCAUCAAUCCAAAUAUAUACCAAUAAUACUUUUUUUUUUAAAUAAUGUAAAAAAUGAUUUAUAUAAUUCUUAUAAACAAAUGAUCACAUAUCACAAUAAUAAUAUGAUAAAUCAUAACUCUAAUAUUUUGUCAAAAGAAAAUGAAAAAAAAAAACAUUUUUCAACAUAUAAUAUAUCAAAUCUUUGUUCUCCUGAUCAAAUAGUAAUAAAUAAAAAAAUCAAUCAACGACAAAGCAUAAAUGGUGAUGAACAAAAGGACACAUCAUGUCAUAUAAAAAAUGUAUAUAAUAAUAAUGAUCAUAAUUUUGUUAUUGAAAAUAACGAACUCCUCACUUCGAAUUUGUUGAUCAAGGAUAAUAAUAUUAAUUCUAAACAAAACCACGACAUGCCUAACAAAAUAAAUUUUGUUAAAGAAGAUGAUGAUCAAAAAUGUGGUGAAAAAUAUCAUAUGGAUGAUCAAAAAUGUGGUGAAAAAUAUCAUAUGGAUGAUCAAAAAUGUGGUGAAAAAUAUCAUAUGGAUGAUCAAAAAUGUGGUGAAAAGGAUCAUAUGGAUGAUCAAAAAUGUGGUAAAAAAUAUCAUAUGGAUGAUCAAAAAUGUGGUGAAAAGGAUCAUAUGGAUGAUCAAAAAUGUGGUAAAAAAUAUCAUAUGGAUGAUCAAAAAUGUGGUAAAAAAUAUCAUAUGGAUGAUCAAAAAUGUGGUGAAAAAGAUCAUAUGGAUGAUAAAGAAAAAACAUCAAAUAUAAAACAAAUUCUAUACGUAAAUAAAUAUAAUGAGAAAUUAAAAAAAUUAAUUAGAACGUUCUUCUUACAUUGUCCAACAGGUACAGGCAAAACAUUCAUAUAUUUGCUACCUGUUUUCCAAGAAAUUAGUAAUUAUAAUUUUUUCGAGUACGAACAAAAUCAAAUAGAAAAAAAGGAAUGCUAUGAUGAAAAUAAUUUAUUCUAUAAACACAAAUUGUUUUAUGCUAAUAAAAAUAUAAAUGAACAACUCACUUCCUUCCUUUGCGUAAAUAAAACAGAAGAACACGUUUUUAGAAAUUAUAAUAUUGAAAGAAUGAAACACAUAUUCAACUGUAUAAUAAAUCAAAAGAAUCAGAUUAAUCUAAAAGCAGAAAACACAACAAAUGGUUCUUUAAAAAAUAAAAAAGAAUAUUAUGCCUUUGAUGAAAAAAAAAAAUUAUAUGAUAAUCAUAAGAAUUGUUUAUAUAAUACAGAAAGAAAAAAAAACAAAAAAGAUAUUUUAUUAAUUACAUAUAAUAAAGAGCUUGCUGUUCAAAUAUAUGAAUUAUAUAAAGAUAUAAUCAAUUCUUUUUAUAAAUCAUAUAAUGCUUCAUUUUUUAAAAAUAAUAAUUCAAUCAUAUAUCCAAGCUCCAUACAAAAAGAUGGACAAAUGCUUAUAGAAAAAAUAAAUAUCAAUUAUAAAGAAAAGUUAAAUAUGAAUGUUCAUUUAUUAAUAGGUGGAAAUAAUAUUAAAUAUCAGCUUAAAAGUUUAAAAAAAAAAAAAAAUAAUAACAAUAAAAAUGUAAAUAUAAAUAUAAAUAGUAAUAUUAAUAUUAAUAGUAAUAGUAAUAAUAAUUAUUAUUAUGACAAAGAUAACCAUGCUAAUGAUAAAAUGGAUAGACACAAUAUAAAUCAUAAACAUUCAAAUGAACAACAUGGUAUACAAUCUUCAUUUUAUGAUGAAGAAAAUAUUAACAUAUAUAUUGGAACACCAGGAAGGCUACAUAAAUUAAUACAUGAGAAAAAAAUCAUCAAAUUAAAUAAUAUAUCUACAGUUAUAUUCGAUGAAUAUGAUUUUUUUUUCAACUCGAUGAAAGUAAAAAACAAUCUUAAGAACAAGGAACAUGUGGUAGAAUUAGAAAACCAAUUUUUUGCAAAACUAUUAAAAAGUAUAUAUUUAAAAAAUAAAGAAGAAAUUGUACAAAAAAAGAAAAUUAUAAAAGAUCCAAAUAAUAUACAUCAUUAUAAAAACAACAAUUCAGUUAUAAAUGUUAUCUGUUGUAGUGCUACCUCAGCAAUAUAUCCAUAUUUAACAUAUACAAAACAUAUUAUUACAACCAACUUUUUAAAUAAUUUAUAUUCAGAAUUUAUAAGUGAUAAAUAUAUAACUGAUCAAAAUUAUAAAGAAAGGAAACAAAUUCAAAAUGAGGAUAUUACAAAAAAAGAUACUUUUAUCACAAAAAAAAAAAAAGAAAUAGUAAGUGAUCAUAAUGGUAAUAAUAAUAAUGAUAAUAAUAAUAAUGAUAAUAAUAAUAAUGAUAAUAAUAAUAAUGAUAAUAAUAAUAAUGAUGAUGAUGCUAUUUAUAGUAGUAGUAGUAGUAGUAGUGGUGCCGGUUUACAUUUAAAUAAUCAAAAAAAUAACAACACUGAACAAACAAAUAAUUCAUUUAUCAAUUAUAAAAAGGAACAAAUAAUGUUAAACGAUUUGUUCAAAAUAAACAAUAUUGUAAAUAUGCCAAAAAAUUUAAUACACCUAAACUAUUGUUAUGAUAAAAAAAAUAAAGAAAGAAAUAAUAAUGCUACCAGUAAUUUCUUAAGAGUUCUCUUUUCUAACCCACUCAAUAAAAACGUUUUGGUUUUCUGUAACACUAAGAAAAAAGUGUUGGACCUAUGGAGUCUUUUCCGAAACCGCUUUGACGUUGACAUUCAGACGAUAUUUUCUCAGAAGGAUAAAGGAAAAAAGAAGAUAUUCAAGGAUAUAAAUUAUGCUAAUUUUUUUAAAAACGAUUUGAUUGAUUAUAAAAAUUUAAAAAAGUACGUCAACUUUUUAUUUAUAUCAACAAAUUUGUUAUAUAGGGGUAUCAACUGUAUGGGUUUCACGACAAUUAUAAAUUAUGACAUGCCUUUUGACACUACAGAAUAUGUACACAGAUGCGGACGAAUAGGAAGAAUAAACAACAAGGGGGCUAUAAUAAAUAUUUUUGAAAAAAAAAUGAAAAGAAAUUAUAACAAAGAAAUAUUCAAUAAGUUAAAUAUAAAAACAUAUGAUAUUGACUGUUAUAUGAAUAAUAUGUUUACCCUUAAGGAAAAAAUAAAAAGAAAAUAA
Messenger RNA from Plasmodium reichenowi, 4692 nucleotides. RefSeq names its product ATP-dependent RNA helicase, putative. The transcript is spliced from 3 exons. The record is from RefSeq and is a predicted model, not a curated record. Bases 1 to 4692 code for a protein of 1563 amino acids. Gene Ontology annotation, molecular function: nucleic acid binding; ATP binding. Lineage: Eukaryota; Apicomplexa; Aconoidasida; Haemosporida; Plasmodiidae. Gene Ontology annotation, cellular component: nucleolus.